Molecule: messenger RNA, 2451 nt
Organism: Dioscorea cayenensis subsp. rotundata (Guinea yam)
Lineage: Eukaryota; Viridiplantae; Streptophyta; Magnoliopsida; Dioscoreales; Dioscoreaceae
Product: plastidic ATP/ADP-transporter-like
Exons: 5
Coding region: 469-2127 (552 amino acids)
Biological process (GO): nucleotide transport
Cellular component (GO): membrane
Molecular function (GO): ATP:ADP antiporter activity
Source: RefSeq, a predicted model, not a curated record
AGAUCAUCUCCCAACCAAACUGUGAAUUUUCUCCCAAAAAUCAAUUUCAUUGGUCCGAAAGAAAUCACUUUUCGGACUUUGGUCUUUGUCCCUUCCGUGAAGCUAUAGUUUCUCAACAACCAUAGUUUGUCUUCCUUUUUGAUUCUCAAUCCUCACUUUCUCUUCAGCCUGAGAUAUGGAAGGUGUUCUCCAUCCCAAGGGCCUCUUCUCCCUCCCUUCCAACCCUCAAACCAGAGCUUUCCAUCCACUCCAUAGCCUCAGACAUCGGUUUCCAAUCAAAAGCAACCAUCUUGCUGGUUUUCCACCAUUAAAGGCCAGAGCUUUCUCUCCAAAUCCUUCACAGUUCUCUCAUGGGAAUCCCCAAUUCAAUUGGGAAUCAAAAAGAUUGCUCCUUUUUUCUACCUCUCAGAAAGAGUUUGGGUGAGAAAAAGCCACAAACUUGCUGUGCAGGAGCUGCAAUUCCUGCUGAUGGUGCAAGUGCAAGCUUUCAGUGAUGAAAAACAAAAACACAAGCCAAAGUUUCUUGGUGUGGAGUUUCAGACACUGAAGAAGAUCAUCCCUCUUGGGAUCAUGUUCUUUUGCAUCCUUUUCAAUUAUACUAUUCUUAGAGAUACAAAGGAUGUCUUGGUUGUGACAGCACCAGGAAGCAGUGCUGAGAUUAUUCCAUUCUUGAAAACAUGGGUGAACUUGCCCAUGGCUGUAGGAUUUAUGCUUUUGUAUACCAAGCUCUCUAAUGUGCUUUCAAAAGAGGCUCUUUUCUAUACUGUCUUGUUACCUUUCAUUGCCUUCUUUGGAGCUUUUGGGUUUGUGUUGUAUCCUUUGAGUGGUGUUAUUCAUCCCACUGCUCUUGCUGAUAAGCUUGUGGCUGCUCUUGGACCAAGUUUUGUUGGACCUGUUGCUAUUCUGAGGAUCUGGAGCUUUUGCUUGUUCUAUGUCAUGGCUGAGCUUUGGGGCAGUGUGGUCAUCUCUGUUCUUUUCUGGGGUUUUGCUAAUCAGAUUACUACUGUUGAGGAGGCGAAAGAAUUCUAUCCGCUAUUUGGCCUCGGAGCGAAUAUUGCCCUUAUCUUCUCAGGACGCACUGUAAAAUACUUCUCUAAUUUGCGGAAGAAUUUGGGUCCGGGUGUUGAUGGUUGGGCUAUAUCUCUCAAAGGCAUGAUGAGCAUUGUGGUAAUUCUUGGUUUUGUAAUCUGCAGUAUCUAUUGGGGAGUGAAUAAAUUUGUUGUAAAUGAUCCAUCUAUUCCAAGAUCGGCAAGGAAGAAGAAGGAAAAACCUAAACUCGGCAUGAAAGAAAGUUUAAAGGUAUUGUUAUCUUCGAGAUAUGUGAGAGAUCUUGCCACCUUGGUCGUGGCGUAUGGCAUUAGCAUCAACCUUGUUGAAGUUACAUGGAAAUCGAAGCUCAAAGCACAGUUUCCAAGCCCCAACGAGUACUCAUCGUUCAUGGGUGACUUCUCAACCGCCACUGGCAUUGCAACUUUCACAAUGAUGUUGCUCGGCCGUGUUAUUCUCAGAAAAUUCGGGUGGGGAGUUGCCGCGAUGAUAACUCCUACAGUUUUGCUUCUCACUGGAGUUGGGUUUUUCUCGCUGCUUUUGUUCGGAGAGCCAUUGACUCCGGUACUAGCAAAUUUCGGUAUGACCCCACUGCUUGCUGCUGUGUAUGUGGGUGCAUUGCAGAACAUCUUCAGCAAGAGUGCAAAAUACAGCUUAUUUGAUCCUUGCAAAGAGAUGGCAUACAUUCCUUUAGAUGAAGACAUGAAGGUUAAAGGGAAAGCAGCGAUUGAUGUUGUCUGCAACCCGUUGGGCAAGUCAGGAGGCGCAUUGAUCCAACAAUUCAUGAUAUUGACAUUCGGAUCACUUGCGAACUCAACGCCAUAUCUUGGAGGCAUAUUGCUUAUGAUCGUGCUAGCAUGGUUAGGAGCGGCAAAGUCCCUAGAUUCUCAAUUCUCCCCAUUGGCGAAGCAAGAGCUCGAGAAGGAGAAGAGGGAAAAGGCGAAGGUAAAGGAAGCCAGUGUGGAAGUGCCUGUCGAGGUGAAGGCAAUAGAAAGCUCAGGCAACGGUGCGGCUCUGAAGCAAACCUUGGAUACUGAAUCCGAGAGCUCGUCCGGGGCCUCAUCGCCUCAAGUUCAGUGAACAUGUUAUCAUUCUCAUAGUUACAAGCCGCAUAAUGAAAACCAAAGCUGAUAAUGAUGAAAAGAAGAAGUUAAUGCAGGUGGCCUGGCAUCCCCUUGAAAACAAAUAACACCACAACAGAAGCAGUUUUGCUGUUGGUUGUUCCUACUUUUCUUUUCUGGUAGGUAAUAAACCAGGUCUGUCUUAUGAUGUACUUGCUAUAAAAUAUGGCUACUGGUUCUGGUUCUUUUAUUCAAAAUUUACCCCUGGUGUGAUAACUGAUAACUUCAUGCAUGGACUUAUAUCUCAUUAUAAAAUCCAUGUUAAUUUAUUUAACAUUUCUAA